Messenger RNA from Penicilliopsis zonata CBS 506.65, 717 nucleotides. RefSeq lists its product as hypothetical. NCBI's taxonomy places the organism in Eukaryota, Fungi, Ascomycota, Eurotiomycetes, Eurotiales, Aspergillaceae. The coding region runs from base 319 to 627 and encodes 102 amino acids. The transcript is spliced from 2 exons. The record is from RefSeq and is a predicted model, not a curated record.
CGUGGUAAUAAUACUCAAAUAAAUAAAGUAAAAAUAGUCAAUAAUAAAUCGCGAUAUUAACAACCCACUUACUACGGCUCAAUAAUAAUAAAUAACUAAAGAAGAGCACUAGUUUCUCAAGCUAUGGAGAGAUGACGACACUCCUAUCUCUAGUUAGUUAACUAGUUACCUGUUAGUUACUCCGUAGUUGCUCCGUAGAGCAGCAAGAUAGCUACGAUGAUGUAGUCAAGCCAACCUUGCUGGGCCCUGGCUCCCCUGCAAUCCUGAAGCAAUUAUUAUGGCCAUUAUUGCAGGGGAAGGGAUGACCGUAAACAAAUAAUGAGACCCUCACAGGAUGAAACCCCCUCGGGAGAGAAUAUCCAGGGUGGCUGGGAGGAGGCUGGAACAUCCGGCGAUGGUCGAAGUAGGGGAGGCUGGGAGGGAAAAAUCCUCCUUGCGCAGGUGCGGACCGAAUCGUCAAGAUCGCACAUCCUAACCGCCCUCUGGACCACUUUAAUCUUCCUGUUCGAUGUUCGGAGCCGAUCCACAUGCGCUGACAGUGGGUUAAUUGCAGGUCAAUGCCAAGCGGGAUCCGUUUCCUGGACGCCUCGACUGGCCUCGUUGCCAGGGAAACAGGCCUAUUGUUGAUCUGAGCCGUGGCAUAGAUCUCUAUUACCCCUCCCUAUUCCUCCUCCUCCUCUCUCCAGACCCUCUCUCGCCUUCCGAAGCCUCCCAUCG